AUGGCGGAUCAGCAGCAAUUUUUUCUAAAAUGGAACGAUUUUCAAAGUAAUAUGGUGUCGUCUUUUCGACACCUUAGAGAUGAAAAAAGUUUUACAGAUGUAACGUUAGCCUGUGAGGGACAAACUUGCAAAGCUCACAAAAUGGUAUUGUCUGCCUGUAGUCCUUAUUUUAAAAGUCUAUUAGAGGAGAAUCCUUCGAAACACCCUAUAAUUAUUCUCAAAGAUGUCGCCUACAGCCACUUGCAAGCAAUUUUAGAAUUUAUGUAUGCAGGAGAGGUGAACGUAAGUCAAGAACAGUUGCCUGCUUUCUUAAAAACAGCUGACAGACUCAAAGUUAAAGGAUUGGCAGAAGCUCCUCAGGCAAUUAAUAGGGAAUAG
Molecule: messenger RNA, 378 nt
Organism: Diabrotica balteata
Lineage: Eukaryota; Metazoa; Arthropoda; Insecta; Coleoptera; Chrysomelidae
Source: the annotation of a GenBank genome assembly